CCCACGAGGCGGGGGGAGGAGAGGAGCGGAGCAGAGCUGCUGAUUGGCUGCCGCCGCGCAGCGCCUGCUGGCCCUUUAAGGGAGCGGAGCGGCCGCCGGCGGCAGCGGUUGGGCUGCGGGACUCGGAGGUGCGGGGGUGUCCCCGGUCCCGCAGCGGGUGGAGGCGGCGUGGCACGGGCGGCCUGAGGGGCGGCGGGGACCGUACCGUACCGGAGGCGGGGUGCGUGGGGUGAGCGCCGCCGCCUGGUUUCUGCAGGGUGGAGGCCUGGGGGAGCCGCUCCUCAGCCAAGCGGGUGGAUGGCGGCUGUGGAUGACCUCAAGUUUCAAGAAUUUGAUGAUGCAGCUAAUUUGCUUGCAGCAAAUCCUGAUGCUACGACAAUAAGCAUUGAUGAGCCAGUUGAAAUCCCCAAGAACCAGCACGGCCGUCUGCAAGAGCCAGGGAGAGAAGAGGAUGAUGAACUACUGGGGACCGAUGACUCUGAUAAAACAGAGCUGCUUGCAGGACAGAAGAAAAGUGCCCCUUUCUGGACAUUUGAAUACUACCAGACGUUCUUUGAUGUGGACACUUACCAGGUCCUGGACAGAAUCAAAGGUUCAGUUUUCCCAGUACCAGGGAAGAACUUUGUAAGGCUGUAUAUCCGCAGCAAUCCUGACCUUUACGGUCCCUUUUGGAUAUGUGCCACGCUUGUCUUUACCAUUGCUGUUAGUGGCAAUCUCUCUAAUUUCUUCAUCCAUCUGGGCAAGCCAACAUACCACUAUGUGCCCGAGUUCAGAAAAGUGUCCAUAGCAGCAACAACGAUUUAUGCGUAUGCUUGGCUUGUUCCCCUUGCUCUCUGGGGAUUCCUGAUGUGGAGAAACAGUAAAGUUAUGAACAUUGUCUCCUACUCAUUCCUGGAGAUAGUGUGUGUAUAUGGCUACUCCCUCUUCGUUUACAUUCCCACAGCGAUUUUAUGGAUCAUUCCACAAAAAGUGGUGCGCUGGGUCCUGGUGGUAUUUUCCCUGUGCCUUUCAGGGUCUGUUUUGGUGAUGACCUUUUGGCCUGCUGUCCGAGAUGACAACCGGAGGAUCGCGCUGGCGACCAUGGGGGCUAUUGUUCUGCUUCAUGCCCUGCUGGCUGUUGGCUGUUUGGCAUACUUUUUUGAUGCCCCUGAACUGGAUCUUCCUGCACCUAUUAUCCCUACUUACAAUGGAACAACAGUAAUAACAAAGAGUCAGUAAAUAAGAUUACAAUGCCUGGUUUUCCAUCUGUAAUUUUAUUUUAGAUUGUUUUUUCAAUGAAGAACAUGGAAAGUUCCAGAACGGGAUGCUUUCUGUAAAAGAAAGGACAGCGAUGUCCCAUGGACUUACGGGCAUCUCCGUGCUCACUGGAGACUGACUGGCUCCAUAAGGAGAGUGAACUGUUGAUCUUAAUAGGGUUUUUUGUUUGUUUUGUCUGGUUUUGUUUUGGGCUUUUUUUUUUUUUCCCUAAAUUCUGUCUAUGCUCACCACGCUAUUUUGCCUCUGAAUAAAGCGUUCUGAAGGCGA
Messenger RNA from Phalacrocorax carbo (great cormorant), 1524 nucleotides. The record is from RefSeq and is a predicted model, not a curated record. NCBI's taxonomy places the organism in Eukaryota, Metazoa, Chordata, Aves, Suliformes, Phalacrocoracidae.